UGCUUGUGUGCUCUCUCUCUCUCUCUCUCUGACAACAGAAGGAAGGAAGGAGGAAAGAAAUUGAGGGAUCUUCCAACAUGGGAUCUAUUUCAUUACAUGGCCACCAUUAGUGGCUACUUGGAGUGCUGUCCCUGUUGAUACCAAUCUCUGUUGUCUCCUGACCAAGGGGUUUCAUGUUAUUUCGUGUGUAUCAUUGGGCUUGAACUCUUGUUGUUAUAAUAAAGUGGAGAGGGCUAUUAUAUUGUGUCCACUUCACCCAGGCAUUUGUGUCACCUGCCUGGCGGGUGUCAGUGUGAGUUUGAGAACCUCACUCUGUGGGGGUGUGGGCGCAACUCUUUCAGCAUCCUUAGUGACAUCUACCAUUCACUGAGCCCUUAUUACAUGCAAAGUCCUGAGCUAACAGUUUUUCAUACAUUAUCUUUUUAAUUCCUAUAAAACCUUAUGAGGUGAGUAUGGACUAUUUCUUCCAUCUUACAAGCGUGGAAGCUGAAGCCCAAAGAUGGAAAUAACACCCACGAUUAUAAACUUCUAACUGAUAACACUGAGAUUUAAACCUUGGCCUGCCUGGGUCCAAAGCUGGGACUUUUCAACUUUUCAUUACAUUGCUACCCUAACCAAUAACCUGAUAACACUGGGAUUACUGCCUCCAUACAGUGUUUACUCCUCCUCAUACUCAAUCCCUGGGGGGAAAAUCCCAGGAACAGGGCUGAGCACUGCCCUGACCUCGCCAUGGCCCUUGGCAGACACCCACUGCAUGCCAGUGUCAGACCGAGCUAUCACUUUGCAAGCUCUGAGAGCUACAGCUCCACUGGAGAGGGAGGAUGGGAGGUGCGGGGUCACUGUGUCUCGGGCAGCAGCCCAUUAAUCACUGCCCCUGGCUUUGUGUGUGUGUGCAGCUGGGCUAUGCCAGCACUGUCCCAGAGCUCUUAUAAAGGGGCUCGAGCCCUAAGCUCACAGCUCUCAGACCUCUGAGAUGGGCAGACUGUUGCUGUGGAUUGGCCUGGUUCUUGUGCUGAAACAGCACGAUGGCGCUGCCUACAAACUGGUGUGUUAUUUCACUAGCUGGGCACAGGGUCGCGCCAGCCCUGCCUCCGUCUUGCCCCAGGACCUGGACCCCUUUCUCUGCACGCACCUGAUAUUUGCCUUUGCCUCAAUGAACAACAAUCAGAUUGUUGCUAAGGAUCCCCAGGAUGAGAAAACUACGUAUGCAGAGUUCAACAAACUCAAGCAGAGGAACGGGGAGCUGAGAACACUGCUAUCCAUUGGUGGGUGGAAUUUCGGCACUACCAGGUUCACCACUAUGCUGUCCACAUUAUCCAACCGGGGAAGGUUUAUUGGUUCGGUUAUAUCCCUCCUGAGGAGACAUAAGUUUGACGGUCUGGACCUCUUCUUCCUGUACCCUGGACUGAGAGGCAGCCCCAAGAGUGACCGGUGGACUUUCCUCCUCUUAAUUGAAGAGCUCCUGUCUGCCUUCCGGCAGGAGGCGAUACUCACGGCGCGUCCCAGGCUGCUGCUCUCUGCCGCCGUCUCUGGGGACCCACAGACCAUCCGGACGGCUUAUGACGUGCGCGCUCUAGGAGGACUCCUGGAUUUCAUCAAUGUCUUGUCUUAUGACUUUCAUGGAGGCUGGGAAAAGCUCACAGGGCACAACAGCCCCCUGUACUCUCUGUCUGGAGACCCCAGCUCUUCGGCGUAUGCCAUGAAUUACUGGCGAAAGCUGGGGGCACCCCCAGAAAAGCUCCUCAUGGGCUUCCCCACCUAUGGGCGUACCUUUUGCCUCCUUAAAGCCUCUAAGAAUGGACUGCAGGCUGAAGCCGUGGGACCUGCGUCUCCAGGAAAGUACACCAAGCAAUCUGGCUUCCUGGCUUAUUAUGAGGUUUGCUCCUUUCUCCAGAGAGCGACAAAGCACUGGAUUGAUUUUCAGCAUGUCCCCUACGCCUACAAGGGGAAGGAGUGGGUUGGCUAUGAUGAUGCCAUCAGCUUCAGUCACAAGGCAAUGUUCAUAAAGAAAGAGAAUUUUGGGGGAGCUAUGGUGUGGACGUUGGACCUGGAUGACACCAAGGGUGCUUUCUGUGGCACUGGCCCUUUCCCCCUUGUCAGCAAGUUGAAUAGUCUCCUGGUGCAGAAUGAGUCCAGCUCAACUCCUUCACCAAAAUUUUGGUUCUCAACUGCUAUGACUUCUCCAAGAACUGGCCCUGAAAGGCCAGCUAUAACCAAAGCUUGGACCGCUGAUAUGAGGAUUUCAUUCCCAGGAGGAAAGUCUCUGGCCGCUAAUAACCAUGGAAAGUUUCAAAAUAUGACUACAAGAAACAGAGGUGGGACUGUGACCCCUACAAGGGAAACUGAGUCCUUUGGAAAUUUCACUGUAACUCUGGAAGGGAAGAUUGAGACCUUUGAAGAAACCAUGACCAAUGGAGAGACGACUAUGAUUCCUAAUUAUUUUUGGACCUCUGGAAGAACCAUGCCCCGUGGAAAGAGGGCUAUAGACUCUGAGAUGAUGACUAUCCCCUCUGGAAAGAUGACAGUCAUUCCUGAUAGGCAGACCAAGACCCUUAGAGAAGAGAGUUUGAUUUCUGAGGUGGACACUGAUCCCCUGUUGGAUUAUGUUGUUCCUCACAUGGAAGCUGAAAACAGGAGGUCAUCCUCUGGUCCUGUCAUAGCCCCAGGACACAUUCCUCUUGCUUUUGACAAUCCCUGUAUUCAUUACGGAAACAAUUCCUCUGUCAAUCUUAUGACCCUUCCAACAAGUGAUCCCUCUCUAAAAAAAGAAAACCCAGAAAAUUCUGCUGUGGGUCAAGGAGCCUAGGCUCUGUUGAAGGCAGAAGCUGGGAAAAGCCCUUGUCUUUUCUUGUAGGGAGCUGCUUUUACCCAGACAUUCAUAAACCCUUCAUGGGUAUGGGCAGACCCCAAUAUCAGUGAGAUCAUCUCUUUUCUGUUGAAUAAACUGGAAACACAAGAAUCCA
This is a messenger RNA of Mustela erminea (ermine), 2963 nucleotides long. RefSeq names its product oviductal glycoprotein 1 (gene OVGP1). Gene Ontology annotation, cellular component: extracellular region. The record is from RefSeq and is a predicted model, not a curated record. Gene Ontology annotation, molecular function: chitinase activity; chitin binding. Gene Ontology annotation, biological process: chitin catabolic process; carbohydrate metabolic process. Lineage: Eukaryota; Metazoa; Chordata; Mammalia; Carnivora; Mustelidae.